Molecule: messenger RNA, 2564 nt
Organism: Drosophila ananassae
Lineage: Eukaryota; Metazoa; Arthropoda; Insecta; Diptera; Drosophilidae
Gene: nonA
Product: protein no-on-transient A
Exons: 5
Coding region: 112-2139 (675 amino acids)
Biological process (GO): regulation of DNA-templated transcription
Cellular component (GO): nucleus
Molecular function (GO): RNA binding
Source: RefSeq, a predicted model, not a curated record
AUUCACCCUAAAGUUGUCAGUAGGUUUCAUUUAUUGCAAGUACUAUUUUGAGGACGGUUGUCUGUAUUUGUUCCAAAGAUUUUUUUUUAUCAAUAAUAAUAUUGGUUUGCAAUGGAAAGUGCAGUAAAAUUAGACAAUUCCAAUUCUGGUCCACUGCCACAACGGCAACAAAGGGGUAACCAAACCAAUAAAAAUAUUGGAAAACAUGCUAUUCAAAAGCAAUGUGAUGCCGAUGGAAGUCCUGCUGAAAAAAAGGCACGGUUUGGUGGUCCAAAUAACCAAAAUGGUGGUUUAGCUGGUAGUGGUGGUGGUGGUGGUGGUGCCGCUGCCGGUUCCAUACAAAAUCAAAAUAAGAAUUUUCCUAAUAAGGGUGGAUUUGCUGCGAAUCGCAACCGGAACCGCGGAGGAAAUCAGAAUCGCCCCAAUUUUCAGGGACAGAAUCAAAAUAAUCCAAAUAAAUCCUCUAAUGAAGCAUCAAAACCGGAUGCAGGAAAUGGGCCCGAAAAACAAAACAAUCCACCCCCGGCUAAUCAGAAUCAACCGAAUCAAAAUGCAAACCAAGGGCAAGGCCAAGGCCAGGGGCAGCAAGGUCAAGGACAAGGUUUCCGAGGUCGUGGAGGAGGUGGUGCUGGUAAUAACGUUAGCGGAGGUGGAGGCGGAGGUGGUGUUGGUAGUGGCAGUGGCAGCGGCUCCAACCAAGGUGGUGGUGCAAACCAACAUCAUCAACAGCAGCAGCGUGAAAACAGAAACCGUGGGCAACGUUCAGGUGGGCCUGGUGGCCCCAAUAACACCAUGGGCGGACGGGACGGAGGUGGCGGUGGUUCCCGUGGCGGAGAAGACUUCUUUAUAGCUCAAAGAUUGAGAAGCAUUGCUGGACCUACCUUGGAAUUGGCUCCUGUUGAAGUGCCUACUGAGGCGAAAUUUUCGGGCCGAAACCGUCUGUACGUUGGAAAUCUUACCGGAGAUGUCACUGAUGACGAGCUCCGUGAAAUGUUCAAGCCUUUCGGCGAAAUUGGAGAAAUAUUUUCAAAUGUGGAAAAAAACUUUACAUUCCUUAAGGUUGACUACCAUAUAAACGCCGAGAAAGCCAAACGCGCUCUGGACGGUUCAAUGAGGAAGGGACGGCAAUUGCGUGUCCGUUUCGCUCCCAACGCUACUAUUUUGCGAGUAAGCAACCUUACUCCAUUUGUGUCCAACGAACUGCUUUACAAGUCAUUCGAGAUUUUUGGGCCUAUCGAGCGGGCUAGCAUCACAGUCGAUGACCGCGGAAAGCAUCUCGGUGAAGGCAUUGUUGAGUUUGCUAAGAAGUCAUCGGCUAGUGCUUGUCUUCGUUUGUGCAACGAGAAAUGUUUCUUUUUGACUGCGUCGCUUCGACCCUGUCUGGUAGAACCGAUGGAGGUUAAUGAUGAUAAUGACGGGUUGCCGGAGAAGGCGUUAAACAAGAAGAUGCCAGAGUUCAACCAGGAACGUAGCGUUGGCCCCCGAUUUGCAGAUAUUAAUUCGUUUGAGCAUGAGUACGGAUCGCGGUGGAAGCAGUUACAUGAUCUCUACAAGAGUAAGCAGGAUGCUCUUAAGCGCGAGCUUAAAAUGGAAGAGGACAAGUUAGAGGCCCAAAUGGAAUAUGCACGAUAUGAGCAAGAAACAGAGCUCCUACGCCAAGAGCUACGAAAACGCGAAGUGGACAAUGAACGUAAGAAGAUGGAGUGGGAAAUGCGCGAGAAGCAAGUUGAGGACAUGCGCAAACGCGAAGAGGAAACCAUGCGCCGCCAUCAGAGUGAGAUGCAAAACCAUAUGCUGCGCCAAGAGGAGGACAUGCGUCGUCGUCAGCAGGAAAACACCUUGUUUAUGCAGGCCCAGCAGCUAAACUCUCUGCUUGACCAACAAGAAGGAUUUGGCGGAGGCGGAAAUAAUUCAAGCUUUGACAAUUUCGGGGGCAAUAGCAAUUCACCAUUUGAAGUUUUUAGAGGCAAUAACAACAAUAACUCAACCAUGGUUGGCAAUAACUCUGGACCUGGUGGUCCCAAUAAACAGGACUCCUUCGCUUUUGAAUUUGGGGUUAACAAUAUGAACCAAGGCGGAAAUCAACGUGGAAAUAAUGGCGGAGGAAAUAAUGUCCCAUGGGGACGUCGACGGUUUUAGGACCCUGGAGCAAACAUGCGUAUAAGGAUGAAAGAAACGUAGUUUUACGUUUUACGUUUGGUUUUUUAUCGUUCAUUAAUAAACAAUGUACGAAAUCUCACAGAAGGAUUGUCUAACGAUGCGCACUCAAAUGAAUACCAAGCUUUGAUUUAACAUUUUGUCAUAUAUAUCGACCGUCAAAUCUUUAUACAUAUUACACAAUUUAAGCCGCUAAAAGGAAUAAUCUUAAAAAAUAUUAACUACAAUAUGAAACUACAAUAUGCUUAAAAUGCAGUAUUGAAACAAUCUCUAUCAUCUUUUAAGCAUUACGUGCAUCUAUUUAAUCAUGACGAUAACUUUAGAGAUAUGUAGUGUCCUAUUUUCACGAGAAAUAUGAAUAUUUUUUUGUCAAUCAUUAUAAUUAAAUAUAUAAAGAUGUAACAAUA